UAUCCUCUUUAUUCCACUCAUUCUACAAGGACUGAUCACGUCGCCACCUACCAUUUGUCCGUUUACUCUCCGUUUCAACGAUCCCUUUGAAAGGGGACGAAAUGUUUAGUCAUUGUGAGAAGAUGAUCAUCUCUCCUUCCCCUAACGAAUGGCCACAGAAGAUAGAUGAGACGGGGUUGAUAGCUUCAAGAGGUGGUAGGGUAAUGGAGAAACCAGUAGGGCAAGAAGAACAAGCACUGAAAUGUCCUCGUUGUGACUCCUCAAACACUAAAUUUUGUUACUACAACAACUACAGCUUAUCCCAACCCAGACACUUCUGUAAGGCCUGUAAGCGUUAUUGGACUAGAGGUGGAACUCUUCGUAAUGUACCGGUCGGUGGCGGCUACCGCAAGAACAAGAGGGUUAAGAGGUCUUCAUCCAAUGAAGUUUCUUCUUCUCCAACUCAAUCCCCUUCUCCUCUAUUAUAUGGCGUAUCUGGUAUGAGUGCUCCUCUCUCAGACAUUAAUAACCUCCAUUUUCCAAGCUUCCAAGAUGUGGUUUAUACAAGUCCUCUUGUUUCAAGCUAUUCUCUACUUGGAUCUUCUUCUUCUCCUUCAACGGCUUCUUUGAUUGCUUCUAGCCUUCAUCAACAGCAAAAGCUUAUGCAGCUGGGUGGGAUUAAAGAUAGGACACCUGGUAAUAAUUAUUUUCAGGCCUUGUUACCCUUUGAGGAUCUCCAAAUGGAAAUGAAGUUAGAAGCAGGGGAAAACAACCGAAUCUCAUGCCAGAAUCCAAUUGGAACGGCGACCGCCGAUCCGUCUCUCUACUGGAAUACCACUAGUGUCGGAGCUUGGGCUGAUCUCAACAACUUCGGAUCUUCAGUCACCUCUUUAAUUUGAGCUACCAAAAUUAAGACCAAUCUUAGUUUCUUGUUUCUUUUUCAACAUUUGGGUCUUUGUUUUUAGUUAGGUUUUUGUUGGAUAUUGGUGGCCAGAGUGUGUGUGUGUUUGUGUUGGGGGGGGGGGUUGAAAGGGGAUACUGAAACAAGAAAUUUAGCAUCAGAGGUUCUAUUGGGAGAAGAACGGAUCGGAGUGAUCAUGUCAGUAGCAAACACCACAACCUGUUGUUUUCCUUUUUAGGUUUUCAAUGGUUGAAGGGAAACAGUUUGCUCUGAGAGGAACCUCGGAUCAUCUUUCUCUCAUGGUCUACCAGCAUCAUCAUCAUCAGCAGCAGCAGUAGCAAAGUUUGAGCACACUGUUCAUGAAGGGUACUUUUUAAUUAGCAAAGGAUUCAUGAGAUGAGCAGUUCAAGAAUGCAUUUAUUGGAGAAGUAUUUUGGUCUUCUUUGAAUGCAUAUAUGCAUCUCAUGCUUUCUUUUCCAAUGUUUGUAUGUUUAGGUGGUGGUGUAUUGUUGUUACAUUUUGCAGUCCUAUAAAAAAGAAAGAUCAGAUAAGGGAACUCAUAAUUUCUUUUCCUUUUUUUUUUCCCCUGAAAUAUUGUUUUGAUUUAGGGGAGGGGUUGGGUAUAGUAACAUAAAAGAGAGGGAGAUUUCUUAUUGCAAUGUUGUUGUCUGGUUUCUGUGGUCACAGUCAUUGUUAUCCUUAUAUUUUAUUUUAGAUUUUUCUUA
Molecule: messenger RNA, 1605 nt
Organism: Macadamia integrifolia
Lineage: Eukaryota; Viridiplantae; Streptophyta; Magnoliopsida; Proteales; Proteaceae
Product: dof zinc finger protein DOF1.4
Exons: 2
Coding region: 102-878 (258 amino acids)
Biological process (GO): regulation of DNA-templated transcription
Molecular function (GO): DNA-binding transcription factor activity; DNA binding
Source: RefSeq, a predicted model, not a curated record